Molecule: messenger RNA, 601 nt
Organism: Aspergillus ruber CBS 135680
Lineage: Eukaryota; Fungi; Ascomycota; Eurotiomycetes; Eurotiales; Aspergillaceae
Exons: 6
Coding region: 60-419 (119 amino acids)
Biological process (GO): proton transmembrane transport
Cellular component (GO): vacuolar proton-transporting V-type ATPase complex
Molecular function (GO): proton-transporting ATPase activity, rotational mechanism
Source: RefSeq, a predicted model, not a curated record
UGUCCCGUUGUGUUGAAUAGAACGAUCAUAUCGAAUAUUUGAAGGAAUAAACAGGCAAUAUGUCAGCUCAGAACUCCGCGGGUAUUCAAACCCUCCUCGAUGCCGAAAGAGAGGCACAGAAGAUUGUACAGAAAGCCAGAGAAUACCGUACGAAGCGGAUAAAGGAUGCCAAGUCGGAGGCACACAAGGAAAUUGAGGAAUACCGUCAGCAGAAGGAGGAAGAAUUCAAGAAGUUUGAGGGAGAGCACUCGAGCGGAUUCAAGAAGGCCGAAGAAGACGCGAGCAAGGAAGCCGAGGCAAAACUUGCGGAUAUUAAGACCGCUGGUGGCCAGCACGGCGACAAGGUGGUCGAUGGCCUUAUCCAUGGAGUGGUGGAUGUGAAACCUGAGCCCUCGGAGAAGAUCUUGACCAAUGCAUAGAUUGAACGAAGGCGUUGGUUGUCUGUUCUACUAUGGCGCAUACCUAUGAUAUGUUCUCGGUUUCAAUUCAAUUGCUGUUUUCGGAUAUAAUCUUUAAGAAACGUCUUUCCGGUAUGUAUUUGGGCUAUAUAUAUAUAUAAAUUGGCCAUGUUUAGAUGGAAUAGUGAGAUCUGUGACUGGUA